Schistosoma guineensis is the source of this 453-nucleotide messenger RNA. Lineage: Eukaryota; Metazoa; Platyhelminthes; Trematoda; Strigeidida; Schistosomatidae. The record is from the annotation of a GenBank genome assembly.
AUGUCCCGUCCACCGUCUAACUUCUCUUGGGUUUCGAAAUCUGUAGCCGGGUUCGCCUUUCCAUGGGAAAAGUAUGAGCUAGAAUAUCUAGUAGACAACGCUGGGAUAAGCCAUAUAAUUACUUUGUGCCAUGAAGUUCCCCAGUACAUUUCGGAUUUCACGUCGGUUAAACAUUAUCACUUACCCGUCGAAGAUUUAACCUCUGCAAGCUUGCCUGUUAUUCAGAAAGCAAUGGAAAUUAUCAAACGAGCUGAAACAAAUAAUGAAAAAGUUGGAGUUCAUUGUCAACUGGGUAGAGGUCGUGCGGGAACAAUUUUAGCGUGCUAUCUUGCCUACAAAAACAAUCUUGAUGCCAAUCAAGCCAUUAUGGAAUUGCGUCGACUUAGGCCAAAAUCAAUUGACGAUGAACAGGAAGAAGCUGUGAGACGAUAUGUGAAGUCAAUCAAACAGUAA